Molecule: messenger RNA, 903 nt
Organism: Macrosiphum euphorbiae (potato aphid)
Lineage: Eukaryota; Metazoa; Arthropoda; Insecta; Hemiptera; Aphididae
Source: the annotation of a GenBank genome assembly
AUGACGGAAAGUAUUAAACAAACCGUAAAAUGGAAUAAGCACAAGAUUGAAGAAAAAAUUGGAAACGAUCAAUUUAAAAACAAUCAACAAUGGACUGAAAAUUUUUACUUCGUGGUUGCGGCUGACCCUCAAUUUGGUUAUAUUAAGCCACCCCUAGAACGAGACUCUAAAGACUGGAAAAUAGAAAUGGAUAAAGCUAUUUUUGCAAUAGAUAAAAUUAAUAAUUUGUCUCCAAGACCUCAAUUUCUAGUGGUCUGUGGCGAUUUAGUAAAUGAAAUGCCUUGUAAUGAAACUGUGUUAAAUGAAUUACAAGUAAAUGAUUUUAAGAAGGUUUUCUCAAACUUACACCCCUCUAUACCCCUGGUUUGUGUGUGUGGAAAUCAUGAUAUUGGCAAUACCCCAGACGAAAAUUCAGUUAACAAAUAUCGUGAUCAUUUUGGCCAAGAUUAUUUUUCAUUUUGGUGUGGUGGAGUACUGUUUUUAGUGUUAAACUCCCAAUAUUAUAAAAACGGAUCCGAUGUCGAUAAAUUUGCAGCAAAACAAGAUCAAUGGUUAACUGAAAUAUUGAGUAAAUACAAUGGUCAAAGAAUAAUUGUAUUUCAACACAUACCGUGGUUUUUAAGUAAACCGGAUGAGGAAAUUUCCUAUUUCAAUAUUGAAGAAAACAUCAGACAUGAAAUGCUUGAAAAACUGUGUGCAGCUGGUGUGUCUCAUGUUUUCUCUGGUCACUAUCACAGAAACUCAACUGGAUUCUAUAAAAACCUUGAAAUAGUUACUACUUGUGCACUUGGAGCUCCAUUGGGAGAAGAUCCUUCCGGACUAAGAGUAGUGAAAUUGUAUGAAAACAAUGUUAUACAUACAUAUUACCCUCUAGAACAAAUUCCAAGUUCUAUUCAAAAUUAA